Messenger RNA from Sarcophilus harrisii (Tasmanian devil), 2574 nucleotides. It is a transcript of the gene RAPSN, whose product is annotated as receptor associated protein of the synapse. Gene Ontology annotation, molecular function: acetylcholine receptor binding; protein-membrane adaptor activity. Gene Ontology annotation, biological process: chemical synaptic transmission. The record is from RefSeq and is a predicted model, not a curated record. The transcript has 8 exons. Lineage: Eukaryota; Metazoa; Chordata; Mammalia; Dasyuromorphia; Dasyuridae. The coding region runs from base 1252 to 2490 and encodes 412 amino acids. Gene Ontology annotation, cellular component: synapse.
AGAUAGAUGUAAUGUGAAAUACAGGGUAGGAUGCUUCUGCCCUGGCUGUUUUUUCUCUUCCUCUCCCCUCCCCAUGUCUUUGCUUUCCCCCUGCUCCUCCCUUCCCCUCUUCCUCUCCUCCCUUUCCUAGUGAAGGGCUUUGGCUCGGUGACUUCUGCCGGCCCUCCCAGCUCCAAGGCCACAGUCCUGUGAUCUGUGUCCACUGAUCAUCCUUCCUAGGACCGCAGAGCCUUUUGCCACAAAAUGAGACCCCUCUGUACGGGUUCAGCAGACAGGGAGAUGUAUUCAGCUGAUCCCUGGGGGAUGGACAACCCUGAUGUUCCUUUCUCUAAGUAUUUUUGUACACAUAGUCUCCUUUUUACAGCUGAGCUUUGGGAAAACUUUUAUUUAAUCCGUGAUUAAGAUCAGGGGAUAUUGGGGCAAGGAGGAGGAGCUUCGUGGUCGGGAUCAGCCCCCCAUCGAAUGAGCUACCGUCUCAUGGGCUCCCCCAUGUUUGGUGCUGGCGAAGUGGCUGACCACGUUUCCCCCCCUGGUGAGGGGAAGCGGCGUUUCCCAAGCCCAGGCUUCGAGGUCUCCAAGUCCAGCUCCUUCCUUGGUGCCCCGUGGCUGUCCGCACAGCCUGCGUCUCCCACGUCACCUUCUAAGUUUGACUUCCUUGACUCAGCCCAUCUCUCCUCGAUCCUUCUCCCAUUCUGGUGGCUCAGAGAAGCUUCCCAGCCCUCCCUUCUCCCCCAGUCUCUAAGGCUCUGGUAGACACAGACUGCACUCUCUGAUUCCUAUUCCCCUUCUGUGACCCAAAGUUAGGGCAAGUGGAGGAAGGGAGCCCCCCAAAGAAGGGGGAGAAAGGCCCCUGGUCAGCAGGGCCUGAGCGGCUGUCAUCGUCCAACUGUUGCCGAAGCCUCUGGGAGCUGGCUGCGGGGGGAGGGGGUUGGCGUGACCUUGGGGCGGACAUUCUUGGCUGGCCAUGUGGCCUGGACUGGCAGGGACAGCUGCAGGCUGGGCGGGGGCUGGACGAGCCGUUUCUCGGGUGUCAUGCUCUCCCUCUACCCUGGGUCCCUCCGCUGUCCCUCCGUCCUUUGUUCCUCUAGCCGGGGGGAGGCCGCUUCUUCCAUCUCCCGGGAGAUGUGAGCCGGGGGGUCGUGCCCCUCUGUGGCACCGAGCUUCGGGCUGGCUGGUUCUGCUCUUCGCUGAGGGGCCGCUCCUCGGAUUUCAGAUUGCUUUGGGGGCCCUGGGGGUGGGGCGGAGCCGGAGAUGGGACAGGAUCAGUCCAAACAACAGAUUGAGAAGGGGCUGCAGCUCUACCAGUCCAACCAGACGGAGAAGGCCCUGCAGGUGUGGAUGAGGAUGCUGGAGAAGAGCACGGACCUCGUGGGCAGGUUCCGAGUCCUGGGCUGCCUGGUCACCGCGCACUCAGAAAUGGGCCGCUACAAGGAUAUGCUGAAGUUUGCUGUGGUGCAGAUCGACACGGCCCGGGAACUGGAAGAUGCCGACUACCUCAUGGAGAGCUACCUGAACCUGGCCCGCAGCAACGAAAAGCUCUGUGAGUUCCAGAAGACCAUCUCCUACUGUAAGACCUGCCUCAACAUGCAGGGCAUCCGGGUGGGCCAGCAGCUCAACGGGCAGGUCAGCCUGAGCAUGGGCAAUGCCUUUCUGGGACUCAGCCACUUCCAGAAGGCCCUGGAGAGCUUCGAGAAGGCCCUUCGCUACGCCCACAACAACGACGACAAGAUGCUCGAGUGCCGCGUCUGCUGCAGUCUGGGCAACUUCUACUCCCAGGUCAAGGACUACGAGAAAGCUCUGUUCUUCCCCUGCAAAGCCGCCGAACUGGUGAACGACUACGGCAAGGGCUGGAGCCUCAAGUACCGCGCCAUGAGUCAGUACCACAUGGCUGUGGCCUAUCGCAAACUCGGGCACCUGGGGGAUUCCAUGGAGUGCUGUGAGGAGUCCAUGAAGAUUGCCCUCCAGCACGGGGACCGGCCCCUCCAGGCUCUGUGUCUCCUCUGUUUUGCUGACAUCCACCGGAGCCGCAGAGACUUGGAGACAGCCUUCCCUAGGUACGACUCUGCCAUGAGCAUCAUGACGGAGAUCGGAAAUCGACUGGGGCAGGUGCAUGUCCUGCUGGGCGUAGCCAAGUGCUGGGUGACCAGGAAGGAGCCAGAGAAGGCUUUAGACGUCAUUGAAAAAGCCCAGGACCUGGCCGAAGGAUUGGGGAACAAGCUGAGUCAGCUGAAGCUGCACUGCCUGAGCGAGGGCAUCUACCGGAGCCGGGGGCAGCAGCGCGAGCUGCGGGCCCACGUCGUGCGCUUCCACGAGUGUGUCGAGGAGACGGAGCUCUACUGCGGCCUGUGCGGGGAGUCCAUUGGCGAGCGCAACAACCGGCUGCAGGCCCUGCCGUGCUCCCACUUCUUCCACCUCAGGUGCCUCCAGAACCAUGGGACCCGGAGCUGCCCCAACUGCCGCCGUUCAUCCAUGAAGCCGGGUUUUGUGUGACUCCAUUCCUGGAGUGGCCUGAGGGGGAACGGUUCCUCCUCCUGCCCUCCCUCCCCUGUCACCCCCGAGGCCUCGUCGCCUGUC